CGUCCUCGUCGUAUUCCAUGUUGGCUUCUCCCUUGUUCUCUGUGUAGCUCUGUCCAACUUCCCUGUCUAGCGUUUUUUUCUCUCCCUGGGAAGGCCCCGCGCGCCCUCUGCCGCCAGGCGGUUCAGCGCUCACGGCCAGGCAGAGAGAGUCCACAAAGAGAGCCUACAGAGAGAGAGCUUUUUGUUUACUUUCCACUGCCUACACACACACACACGCACAGAGCAGCUCAAGCGACUAGGGCAAUGGGGCCAGGUGAUAUCACAAUCAAAGACAACAAACUGCAGAAGGAGCUGAUGCUCAGUGAGUGCUCGCUGAUACGGAUUCCACCGCCGAGGAGCCAGUCGCAGAAGGACAAGGUUGACAUCUCCAACUGGGACCUGACAGCAAUAGUAUGGAGAGGGCGACUGAGGUUCUAUGAAGAGGAGCAGCUGAACGGGCAGGGGACGAUGGAGGGAGUUCUGGAGCUCAUUAACUAUGAUAAGAGUGUGUUUGUCGAUGUCCGGUGCUCGUCAGACGUGACGACGGUGCAGAGCUCGGAUUCACCACGGUGCUUUGGGAUCAUAGUUGACGUUAGAGGUGACAAGUACGCAUUUGGACUGGUGUUUGACGAUAAAGACACCGGCGAGGAGUUCAGCAUUGCUCUGCAAGACUUCAGGAGGGACCUUGCGACGCUCCUGGAGGCGCAGAGGGAGCAGAUGGAGGACCUUUCGAUAAACGUCAAGGACGAUGAGUUUGGUGACUACGUAGGCACUUACUACGACUGACUGCUUCCUACAACGAUAGGUAGAUACAUAUGUACAAUGGGGCGG
Molecule: messenger RNA, 810 nt
Organism: Williopsis jadinii
Lineage: Eukaryota; Fungi; Ascomycota; Saccharomycetes; Phaffomycetales; Wickerhamomycetaceae
Exons: 1
Coding region: 244-765 (173 amino acids)
Biological process (GO): endocytosis
Cellular component (GO): membrane
Source: RefSeq, a predicted model, not a curated record